This is a messenger RNA of Megalobrama amblycephala (Wuchang bream), 3650 nucleotides long. RefSeq names its product L-fucose kinase. Gene Ontology annotation, biological process: GDP-L-fucose salvage. The coding region runs from base 188 to 3526 and encodes 1112 amino acids. The transcript has 22 exons. The record is from RefSeq and is a predicted model, not a curated record. NCBI's taxonomy places the organism in Eukaryota, Metazoa, Chordata, Actinopteri, Cypriniformes, Xenocyprididae. Gene Ontology annotation, molecular function: ATP binding; fucokinase activity.
GAAGUGUUGCAUUCUUGCCUUUGCGCGUGGAGACUCCUCCCCUCACAGACAGUUGGAGAAAUUAUCUAUUAACUUGAGAUGUAAUCUAGUGACAGAUGGUGAAUAAAUCGGAUCCGAGCACUGUUCGCUCUUCUGGUCUUUGCACGACCUUCUCUGUCGGUCACAUGAGGAGAAACAGCAGGUCAGGAUGGCAGAUGAAGGAUUGCUGAAGUGGACAGUUAUAGUGCUCACAUGUCAACAUAAAGACAGUGUUUAUGCUUUCCAGAGAGAGCUGGAGGUGCGUCAGAAGCGUGGCGUUCUCCCGGCUGAUGCCCUGCUGCUGACGGUCCCGGACCCUAACGCCCGGCUGGGCAGCGGCGGGGCCACACUGAACGCCCUGCUGGUGGCUGCAGAACACCUGAGCGCUAGAGCCGGAUACAGCGUGGUGAACGCAGAUGUCCUGGAUGAAGCUCAUAUUCUCAUCCUUCACACGGGUAGAGAUUUCCCGUGGGAUGGCUGCAGCAGGGCUUUCUGCUGGAUGCCCGUACAGAGAUCAGAUGCUGUAGAAGGAGCCGUUUGCUGCUUAGACCUGCUGUUGGAUUGUCUGUCCACAAAGAUUUGCGCUGGUUCUCCACCAGGCGUUUGGGUGUGCGGCACUGAUAUGAUCCUGAAUAUUCCUACACGACAACUGUUUUCAUGGGACGGGUUCUCUGGGGUUCAGGUUGUGGCUUUGCCUAGUGACGCUUGUUUUGCUGUUAAUCAUGGCGUUUAUCUCACUGAUGCAGAGAACAGAGUGUGUAACAUUAUCUAUAAGGGCUCAAAGGAGAAGAUCAGCCUUGCCGCACUGCCUGAUGGGAAAGUACCGCUGGUGUCCGGGCCGGUGUUUUUCUCUAGGGCUGUUGCAGAGAAACUCCUGCAGACUCAUGUUACGUCACCAUUGGACGGAUGUACGUAUCUUGGCAUGGAUUCGGGAGCUCCGCCACUUGAGGUAAACACACACAACAUAGUGUUCUUUCUCAGAUUCUCAGAUCCCCCUCUCACUUUUCUUGCUCUCUUGCAGAUAUCUCUCUUUCUGGAUAUUCUGGUGUGCCUUUGCUCUGACCUGACAGAGCAUGAAUUCAUCAAUGGAGAGAGAGCAGGCUGCACCUCACCCUCCGGACCUCAAGGGGCAGUAGUGAGGAGCGGCCGCGCUGUGCUGUGGAGGACGCUCAGGGGAGCCUCUAUCUCUAUAUUGUACAUUCCAGAGGGCCGCUAUGAUUAUUUGACUCAGUCGGGCCGAGAACAUGUCGUUCGUCUGACAGAAUCAGGAUCAGAGACAAUAAUUCGGUCUCAUAUUCAGGAUGUGCAGUCUGUGUCAGAAGGAAGCAGGGUGAUUAACAGCGUGUUGGAAGGAGAUGUUCGUGUAUCAGCAGGAGCUGUGGUGCAGCACUGCCACCUACAGGGUCCAGUCCAGGUGAAUUCUGGGUGUCUGCUGUCAGGGCUUGAUUUGACCUCAUCAUCCUGCAUCCAGCGCCUACCUCUGUCCAGUGACAUCAUCGUUCAGGGUCAUCGAGUGAUGCUCGGAGAGUUAAAGUUAACCGUGUACACAGCUUUUGGAGCUCAUGAUAAUUUAGAGGUCAAUGCUGAUGAUGUUACUGCUUCAUUCCUUAAUCAAAAAUGGAGUGAGUUUUACAGUCGGACUGGAAUACAGGCUCUGGACCUUUGGGGACCUGCGAGGACCGAGUCAUGCUGUCUGCUGGACGCCCGAUUGUUCCCAGUGUUCAUGCCACGUUCAGGACCCGUAGGAUUGGAGGGUGUUUGUUGGCUUCUGGGCGGUGCUGGUGGGCUGGACAGCUGGAAGGAAGCCUGGAGACUCUCGCUCAGGGAUAUUCUGAUCCUGACGGACCAGCAGACGGAGCUGCGCUGGAGAGAGGAGCUGUUCUUCAGUGUGGGUCGACGAAGAGCCGUGGACACUCUUCAAGGCCACACGGAUCUCAAUCUACUGCCGUUCUUCAGAGCAGCAGCACUGUCCGGCCAGCAGGAGGCGCUACUACAGGCGCUAGAUUCGGUUGCUGCAAACAGCAGUGGUGAUCUGGGAGUAGCGGCACGUUGUCUGGCCUGUAUCGCAGAUGUUCUCGGCUGUCUGGCGGGCGAGGGGAAGGGCGGUUUGCGCAGCGGACCAGCGGCAAAUCCGUCUUGGGCUCCUGCUUUUAAACUCCUAGAGGACGGAAACUUAAACGCUGGUGUCCAAGAACUGGCUAAUCAGAGAAAACACUGGCUCAGCAGACCAGAUUUGUUGGUGCGAGCUGCCAGACAUUAUGAGGGGGCGGGACAGAUACUGCUGCGGAAGGCAGUGAUGUCAGCGCGACAGUUUGUGUUCAUUGGUCAAGGAGAGAUGCCGCCGAUGGGCGAGUGGCAGGAAGUGGAGUGUCCUGCUCGACUGGAUCUGUCAGGCGGCUGGAGUGACACUCCUCCUAUAGCGUUUGAACAUGGUGGUCUGGUGGUCAAUGUGGCCAUCAAGGUGGAUGGAAGACGUCCGAUUGGAGCUCGAGUUCGUCGCGUCCCAAAGCCUCAUCUGCUGUUGGUCAGCACCAGCGGUGAACCGUCCUGCAGCUUCUCCACAGAAACACUCUGUGAGGAACUUACUGACCUGGAGGACUAUUGCCAACCUCAUGCUCCAGGUGCGCUGCUGAAAGCCGUGUGUGUGUGCAGUGAUCUGGUGUGUGUGUCGUCUCCUGUCUCUCUGAAAGAGCAGCUGUUGCAGCGCUGGGGAGGAGGACUGGAGAUCCACAGCUGCUCUUCAUUGCCACAUGGUUCUGGUCUCGGCACCAGCAGUAUUCUGGCAGGUGCAGCUCUUGCAGCAGUAUACAGAUGUACGGGACGGAGCUUCGACACAAACUCUCUCAUUCAUGAUGUUCUUUACCUGGAGCAGAUCCUCACCACCGGUGGAGGAUGGCAGGAUCAGGUUGGCGGGCUGUUUGGAGGAGUGAAGCUGGCUCAAUCUGCAGCUCAAUUACCCCUGAGAGUGGAAGUAGAACAGCUCUCUCUUACUCAAGACUUCCUGUCUGUCCUGCAGCAGCAUCUUCUUCUGGUUUACACUGGAAAGACGCGUUUAGCGCGGAACCUGCUGCAGGACGUGGUGCGGAGCUGGUACGCGCGUUUACCCUCCAUCGUCCAGAACGCAGAGCAGCUGGUGACCAAUGCAGAGGAGUGUGCUGAAGCCUGCAGAGAGGGGUCUAUCCUCAGGUUGGGCGAGUGUAUGGACACAUACUGGCAGCAGAAGAAGCUGAUGGCUCCAGGCUGUGAGCCGGCGGCAGUGAGAUCCAUGAUGAACGCUCUUCAGCCGCUGAGUUUAGGACAGAGUCUGGCAGGAGCAGGAGGAGGAGGAUUCCUGUUCUUACUCACCCGUGAGCCUCAGCAGAAGGAAACAGUGACAGAGAUUCUCACAAACAUACAGGGCAUUGGUUCCUUCAGUGUUCAUUCAGUGGAUCUGGAUAUGGACGGGAUCUCAGUGAUUCAGAAGAGCUCUGAACAUCCUGAACAACACAAAUCUGACUGCCUUAAAUAACAAUUAAACUGAUAUUGCUUCUGUAAAUAUAACAUUUGUUUAAUAUAGAUGUUUCCCAUGUUUUAACAUGUCAAUCCUGAAGAAUGAAUGAAAGAAGGUUUUUAAAUGAUUUUUAAAAAUAUGU